Neodiprion virginianus is the source of this 7410-nucleotide messenger RNA. RefSeq names its product G protein-coupled receptor kinase 2 (gene Gprk2). Gene Ontology annotation, cellular component: cytoplasm. The coding region runs from base 1643 to 3418 and encodes 591 amino acids. Gene Ontology annotation, molecular function: G protein-coupled receptor kinase activity; ATP binding. The transcript has 8 exons. The record is from RefSeq and is a predicted model, not a curated record. NCBI's taxonomy places the organism in Eukaryota, Metazoa, Arthropoda, Insecta, Hymenoptera, Diprionidae. Gene Ontology annotation, biological process: signal transduction; protein phosphorylation; regulation of signal transduction.
CUCUAACCCAGGAGCGCCGGGACACGAUGCCCGCGAGGUUCGGUGUGGUGGUAGUGCGGUUUGAUCCCCUACUCACUCUGCGCGCAGAGCACACGGGCCUAGCAAGUUGAAGCCCAGUCGUAUCGGCCGUUCGGCGCAACCCCGUUUCAACGUGAAGAGUAGGAGAGAGAACAGAGAAGGAAAAAAAAAAAAAAAAACAAAGAAAGAUAGAAAAAACAAAACAGGGAGGAGAUAAAAGGUGCCGAUCGACUCGCUAGGCCCGAAACCUCCGAAACGCCGUGGAGGUCAGCGUACACGCCGCGUACCUUUGCAGAACGGCGAGCAAAUCGCGCGCGAACAAAGCGAGUUCAGUGAUAACAGUGAAUAAGUGGAAAAUCGCAGCCAGUCGCCCCGUGUCCGCCAUUGUGCUUCUCCGAUUCAACGUCCGUCGUCUUACGGUGUCUCGCGAGUUCUCAAUCAGGUCGACGUCGCAGCAGCGGCAACAGCAAACAUCAAGCAGCAGCAGCCGACCUCCUCCUGAUACUUACUCGCUCCUGUAGUACGAAAUGCAACACAUCGUCUCUGACCGACUGUUUAAACUGAUUACAAUAAAUUCGUAACAAUGUAAAAACGUCAACGUCGAAAGUUCCUUUUCUUUACGAAAACAAUUAUUCGAACUAAAUUAUACGAUCUACCAAUUUCCGUCUCUUUUCGUUUCAUUUCAAAUUUCCAUCAGCGCGUAAUAAUAACGAUAAUAACAAUUGUUCUUUCAUUAUUCAACGAACAGUGAACAGUGCAACACGUCGUAAUUACGAAGUGACUGAUUGGAUUGGAUCGACCGAUCGAUUCCUUGACUUUUGUCCUCCGUGUUGUGUUUUAAAUUGUGAACCGUGUUCGUAAACUUGUUACAACAUCGAACAAACAAGCGUACACCAAAGGCCUAACCGAUAAAACUAGAUAAGACUAGAAAAAAAAGAAAAAAAAAAAAAACAGAAGAAGAAGAAGAAAGAAACGUAACAAAAAGGUAACAAGUGAAAUAAAAACAAAGAUAAAACUAGAAAAUAAAGACUAAACGAAUAAGAAAUCGAAAGAAAUGAGAACGGAAUAAAAUGAAUUUUAAUAUCGAUACGUAUCGGAGGGACGAUAAUUCUUAAAUUCGGACUGAAACGUGUCGAUAAAAAAAAAAAAAACACACACAUAUAUAUAUAUAUAUAUAUUUAAUCUAGUAAAAGUUGUUUUUAAAACGCGGUGUUUCGCACAGCGCAGGGAUCGCUGUGUGUAUGAUUAAUAAAGAGUGAUCUGCCCCCCUCCCCCCCUGCCCCUUCUACCUUCCAGCCACCCACACAACCCCAAAUAAGCGUUAGGCUGGUGUAUAAAUAAUAAUUGUACAACGGACGAUUGUUUCCGUUGAAUCGUCAAGAAAAGGAAAGAAGAAUAGAGGGGGAGAGAGAGAGAGUGAGAGAGAGAGAGCAAUAUUUUACCAAAGAGAAAUAUAAAAACGAAGGAAGGGGAUCGUCGUCGGCCUUCCUUGGAAGGGGUUACGGCACGUGGUGUUCAGUCCUGCAGAUGGGAUCAGGGCUGCAGAGGCCCGACAGGGUAGUAAAAUACCAAGACAUUUCAUUCCCCCUGAUUCGGACAAGUAAUCUCGAUCAAGCUGGAAUUGAUGGAGUUGGAGAACAUCGUAGCCAACACCGUUUACCUCAAAGCCAGAGAAGGCGGUGGUGACAGCAACAAAGGGAAAAGUAAGAAAUGGCGGAAAAUUUUGCAAUUUCCACACAUUUCUCAAUGCAUCGAUUUCAAGAACACAUUGGAUAUCAAGUACAGCUACGUGGUCGAUCAGCAGCCGAUUGGGAGGCUGCUGUUUCGUCAGUUCUGCCAGAACAAGAAGCCAUCCUACCACCGUUACAAUCUGUUCUUGGACGAGAUCGAGAAGUACGAGAUAGAGAUGGACGAGAAUCGAUCGGAGGUCGGAAAAGAGCUGUUCGAGCACUACCUGAAGCACGAGGCUUCGGACGUCGUGGACGUGCUGAACGACGCGCUUAUAACCCAAUGCGAGGAGCGUCUGAGUCUUGGGAACAGGGAGCUCUUCGACGAGAUAUCCCAGAAAGUGAAGGACUUCCUUGCCGGGGAACCGUUCUCCGCGUUCCUGACUAGCUUCUACUUCUACCGGUACCUUCAAUGGAAGUGGCUCGAGAGCCAGCCGGUCACCUACAAGACCUUCCGCAUGUACCGAGUCCUGGGUAAGGGUGGUUUCGGCGAGGUCUGCGCCUGCCAGGUUAGAGCCACGGGGAAGAUGUACGCCUGCAAGAAACUCGAGAAGAAGCGUAUCAAGAAACGGAAGGGCGAGGCGAUGGUACUUGUCGAGAAGAACAUACUCCAGAAGAUAAACUCCAAGUUCGUUGUGUCUCUGGCCUACGCCUACGCGACCAAGGACGCCCUCUGCCUCGUCCUGACCAUCAUGAACGGCGGUGACUUGAAGUUUCACAUAUACAACAUGGGCGGCGAUCCGGGCUUCGAUGUGAACCGGGCCAGGUUCUACGCCGCGGAAGUCGUCUGCGGUCUCGACCACCUUCACCUUCAAGGCAUCGUUUACCGCGACUGCAAGCCCGAGAAUAUACUCCUCGACGAUCACGGGCACGUAAGGAUUUCCGACCUUGGACUAGCGGUCGAGAUCAUGGAGGGUGACAUGGUCAAGGGUAGAGUUGGAACCGUCGGCUACAUGGCUCCCGAGGUCAUCGACAACGAGAAGUACACCUAUUCGCCGGACUGGUUCAGCUUCGGGUGCCUUUUGUACGAGAUGAUCGAAGGCCAGGCACCGUUCAGGGCCCGGAAGGAGAAGGUGAAACGCGAGGAGGUCGACCGCAGGGUCAAGGAGGACCAGGAGAAGUACUCGCACAAGUUUACGGAGGAGGCGAAAAGCCUCUGUCAGCAGUUGCUUAAAAAGAAUCCCAAGUCAAGGCUCGGCUCGAAAUGCGGAAGGCAUGGAUCCAAGGAGGUCAAACUUCACAGCUUCUUCCAGUGUCUGAAUUGGAAGAGGGUUGAAGCUGGGAUGUGGGAACCGCCUUUCGUGCCUGACCCGCAUGCCGUUUACGCUAAGGACGUUCUGGACAUCGAGCAAUUCUCCACUGUCAAGGGUGUCAACUUGGACGCAACCGACGACACUUUUUACAGCAAAUUCAACACCGGGAGUGUCUCGAUUCCGUGGCAGAACGAGAUGAUUGAGACCGAAUGCUUCAAGGAGUUGAACGUUCUGGGACCAGACAACACCCCGACUCCGGAUCUCCUGAUCAAUCAUUCGCCACCUAGCAACGAGAACAGAGGAUGCUUUCCGUUUCGAAGAAAGAAGAAGCAAAGCGCCAGGACCCGUGAAAUACCCGUCUCCGAGUGUUAUCUUCUCGAGCUAUCUCAGAACCAGAUCUCGGAGAUGCCGGCCAGCUGAUCCCGGAUGAAUUCGGGAUUAUUGGAAACAUCGACACCGUCGGCUCGCCGGCACCCGCGUUGCUGCCUCUAACUAUAUUAGGCGGGGAAAUAGUAAGUCUCGGACCCAGCGCGGCGCGGCGCGGCGCCCUGUUGCAAGUCGAAAUAACAGCACUAUUGGUAAAGUGCACGCUGGGUAAUCCAUACAUCAUACCAACUACGAAGACGGUUCCACGUCUCGACGGACACCGAUAUCAAGACCAUACGCGACGUUGCCAAAAGGACACUUCGAACAACAAGGAACGAUGCCAGGCGCCAAUGGAACAGAAAAAAAACAAACAACUACCGUUGUCUUUGGUACAAAACAUCCUCAGGCCGGAUUGAACCGGGCUUGUAGAGUUCACUGACAUUAAUUUACUCUAAUUAACGGUAAAACAAAUGAAUAAUCGCAAGAGGAAACGAAUGAGUGAUGACAAAGACCGAUAGAGCAGCUCUCAAAUUAUCUUGUCAAAAAAAAAAAAAAGAAGAAAUUACGUGACGAAUAAUAUUUUUCUAUCGUACGAUGUAUUUCUCUCCAUUUUUUUUUUUUUUUUUUUAACCAUCAAAAGACGCCAUCUGGUAGCAGGAAGCUUAUUACUUCUAAUAGGUCUGUAUUUGAUUGUGAAAGUUAUUUUUUAACCGGUAUUAUUCCCUUUAUCAACUUAAUGUAACAAAAGAAAAGUGUAAUCAUUUGCACGGAGAUUUUUAAUGCCCGUUUGUAUUCGUACUAUUGACCUAAAACCAUCAGCUGAUAAGCCAGUUGCGGCGCCAUAUUGCUUUAGCCACACCCAUUAUUUUUUGGGAUUCCAGAUUUGAGAGCGUUAUUUCUGUGCUUGGAAUAUCACGAACGAUAUUCAUUGUUGCGCCACUGUCUUUCAGAUAUUUGCACCAACAACUCUUCCCUCUCUCUGACUUCCCAUUUUUCAAAUAACCGUUACCUCGCGGUUGAAAGAAGACUGCGAAAACCGCGAUCUCGGAUUCUUUCGAAGUCCAGAUAAAAACUUACUAUGCAAAUGAAUGAUGAUCAUCGCCCGAACCGCGGCAUUUAACGGCCCUACGAAUCAAGCCAAUCAAUUAAAAACAGAACGUAUUUUCGCACAUUCACCUCGUUAAUAUGGAUAAAUUCUGACGUCGGAAUGCCAUUUAAUGUGAUCAAGUAUCCAGCUGUAAUAAUCGCACUUAUAUAUAAUAUAUUUGUUCGUAUAAAAAUUGAAGGUCUGAAAAACUCAAAUUAGUCAUUUAAGGCUUUCUUCACGAGAGACAAUUAGAUAAUAAGUUUAGAAUAGCGUUAAUUUUGAAACGUAAAUAUUGUUAUUUCUCAGGCCAUUUGCGGAUACUGAAGAGUCGCAUGCCGAUGCGUUUCUGCCGGUCGAACGACUUUUGGAACUGACCAAUUGCUGAAUUUCAUCUCCAACAGUAGUAAAUGAGAAUUAUAAACACCGACUGAUUCGUUCAAAAUAAUACAAGGUGAUAAUCUCGUAGCUGCAGCUUCAGCGAAAGUUAGUAUCUUGAAAAAGAGCGAUCAGUUUUUCAAUCUCUCUAACUUUCGUCUUCGAUGGACAGUUUUCACAGUUAAAUAUCUAAUCUGGGUUUGACGUUGCAGACGAAACUUUGAUCCGUUCGAAAGUUGAAUUAGAAAAACUACGAAUCGUGGUCAGUUCCCAAAAGCGGCUUUUUCGACGGAGGCAAAACCGAGUCUUGUGCGUACGCUGAGAAUUAUAAUUAUAAAGACAUAGCUCUCUUAAGUUAAAUGGUCAAGAGAUUGCAAUAGCUUUUAAGAUUUAAUACCAACGGUACUACGAAAACAAUUUUGAAUCUCAUACCUUUUUCUAUUACGUGACUUUCUCAAGUUAUUUUACCGUUGUGUUAUUACAGAAAGUAGUUUAAUGCACACUUUAAGAUUAUUACUUCAUCAUUGAAAAUUAGCAAUGUCAACAUUGGAUUCAUCAAACGCAUUCUAUUAUGUAAAAAAAAAAGCCAAAGCACCAUUCAAAAUGCCAUUUUGGCUUUCACACCGAACAGUCGGACCUCAAAGAUCGUACAAUCUAAAGUUUACCGCUUUUUUACGGUGACUUGUUGUAGCUAUUAUCUUAUUUCGCAUAUGGUUGCCCAAAAAUUGCUACUGUAAUUAAAACUUGAACUGUUCGAUAUCAGAGAUGAAAAACAAUUUCAUAGUCCAUUUUAUUAUGCCUGGGAACUUUGCAAUAGAAGUCUUGAGUUAUAUUAAUAAAAACCUAUACAGGGGAAAUAAGCAAGAGGCAUAAGAUGUUUAAUGUUUAAUUUUUUUUUUUUUUUUUUUCCCCCUUCCAAUCGGAAACGGAGUCGUAAAAAAAUCAUUAAAAUUCAAUCAAAAUAACGAGUGAUUUGUGAACUUGAAGUGCAGUUUAAUCUUCGAGAAUUUUUUGAAUUGUUUCAAUGUACAAAUUAAUGACGAAAGAAAUUUAUUAUUUAUUCGAAACUAAUGACUAGCGCAUCCUCUAGGAUUUGAUAUAAAUAUGACAGAUAUUUUUAUUAUUAUUUAUGAUUAAUUAAAGCAUCAGUUUGACUAUUGCCUACUGAUAGUAUACGUUGCUGGCAAUUUUUUUUUUUUUUUCUUUUCUACUGCAAAUUUAGUUUUUCCUCGCGGCUUACCUGCCAGGUAUAUGAAAUAUAGACCGAAAUAUGCCAAACUAUUACUAUUAUUAUUAUUAUUGUUGUUAUUGUUAUUAUUAUCAUCAUUAUCAUCAUUAUAGUUAUACAAUAUGCAUUAGUCGAAAAUACAAAUUCUAAAAAUUUACAUCGAAUGCCAAAAAAUUUAGGAAAAUUGUGAAUAUUUCGUAAAUAAAGAAACUCACGAAGGAACAUUCAAAGCAUUUGACAACGUGUGUCGCGUACACGAGAAAACUGAACGACAUUUCAUUUAACGUACCUUAAAAUAUUGGCGUGCGUACAAGAAGGGAUCUACUUCGAAGUAUCCUAUAGUACCUCAUUAAAGAAUUGUAUUAUACGACAGUGAUGAAUCGAAUUGUAUGAAAAGAAGGAUGUGUCUAACAAGGUGAUUAGGGUUAGAAUGCAUUCUUGAUCUUGAAUAUUAUAAUAUACGUUAUAGAUAUUUUUUUUUCCCCCCUGUUUACUGUAGUUUCUUCUACCGGCCUCCUAUACUAUUGAGAUACUCCGCGCACAAGGUUUAACUGUGUAUUAGUGAUAUAAAUUAUAUACAUACAUAUAUAUAUAUAUAAAAAAAAUACACUCACGCACUUACCACUCACACACACAAAAUAAUUUAAUUUUAUUCGAUUAAUUUAACUGUUAAGCUCGAAUCGAAUAACUGUGUACAUCUGUCUCGAGACACGGACGAUUAUUUUAUAAAAUUGACGUGUUUACUCAAAACAGAAGAAGAAUUAGGGAAAAGUAACGUGAAACGUUGCAAAAUGAAAAAGCGUACGGUGCAAUUUCUUUUUAUUAUUGUUGUUUUUAUUAUUAUUUUCUUUCUUUCGAUUUUUUUUUUUCUCUCUCAUAUCAUUCAAUUUUAUUUCUGUUGAAAUUAUUUAAAAAAAAAAAAAACGUGUGUAUAUUUUUAUCAAUCGUUAAUAUUAAUAAGUACUACGUACGCGCUGAUUGUUUUUGCCCAUUUUGAUUAAGGAUUUACUUUAUUUUUUUAAUACGAGAAGGACGAGAGUGCGUGCAUGCUUUGUAUUAUGCGACUCGUAAAAAAUCGCUUAGGAUCUUACAUUAGACGUGUGUGUUUUGUGAAAUCCACAUAAACCCCAUAUAGGAAGAAAGAAUUGUUGCUAAUGGAUAUAUGAAAAUUGUGAAACCCGAGUUCCGUCGGUAAUGUUAAAAUUGUAAAUAACGAGCAUGAUGAAUUAGUGUUUGACGUGAGAAGUACGAGUAAAAAAUAAAAGUUAUAAAAAAAAAAAAGAAGAGAAAAAGAAAAAAAAAUAUGGAAACAAUAAUAAUCAUAAUAAUCAAUAAUAAAAUAAAAACAAUUUACGA